UGUUUUCAAGGAGGGCCAUACACGGUAGCGUGUAGUUUUGCUUCGCCUUUGAAGCCUCUGGCUCAGAAAGCGCCGAGGAUUCGCUGAUAAGCUGUGAAGGCUGACCAGCAUCCGUGCUUUGUGCGCUAUCGAUAUAUUUGAUGUACAAACUCAUAUUGAGACGAUAAUAUUCGGUAUUCAAAAAAGGAGCGCGAAUAUACGUGCGCAUGUGGGCGCGUCCCAGCUGCCCUCUUCUCCACCACGAGUUUAGAUUUUCAAGUUUGAGGUGGCUCCGACUUUGUUUCUGACGCCAUAGCUGUCCCAGUGUUUGGCUUCGGUGCAGGAAAUUGGAUGACGUCAGCAGAACUUUUUUGAAGGACGGCCCACAUGGUGUGGAAGAACCCAAUACAUUUUUAUGCAGUUCCAGUUGGUGCUCACUUUGUACCACUCAUCACCACUAGCUUCAAGAAUGGGGUGCUGCCAGGCAUGCUGCACAUUGACUGUCAUCCACAUUUCAAAUACACCAACAAAGUUCCCUGGAGACUGCUGAUCCCCUCCUAAUAUGAGGAAUUCUCCGGUAGUUCUGCAGGAGGAGGAAACUGAAGGCUUGUGGAUGCUGUUGUCUUGGCUGGUGUCCUGUCUCAUGGUGAUUGGGGGUACACUGCCUUACGUGCCCCAGUACCAGGAGAUCCAGAGAAGCAGCAACACUGAGGGCUUCUCUACCAGAGUGUGUCUGGUCUUGCUCAUUGCCAACAUCCUGCGAAUCUUCUUCUGGAUAGGGAAGCAGUUUGAGCUCACUUUGCUGCUCCAGAGUGUGGUGAUGAUCCUCACCAUGUUGGCAAUGCUCCAUCUCUGCUGCUCCGUCCAAAACACCAACUGUGUGAGCACCAAGCGACACCGACUUUCAGACUUGGAUCCGAAAUAUUUCUGGAAGUGGAACGUGUUUGAAGACUACCUUCUCUUCUGUUUCGGCCUCAGCGCCCUGUGUGCAAUGGUCACCAUGCUGCUGCUGGACUCUGCCGUGUUCGUAGAGAUGCUGGGCUCCCUAGCUGUGAUGUUUGAGGCCAUGCUGGGCCUCCCUCAACUACUGCAGAACCUUCACAACCGCUCCACCAAAGGCAUGAGUGUGAAGAUGGUGCUGCUGUGGACGGCCGGAGACAUCUUCAAGACGUCCUACUUUGUGAUGAACCAAAGCCCAUCUCAAUUCUGUGCGUGUGGUUCUGUCCAGAUCCUCAUUGAUGUGGCCAUUCUCCUCCAGGUGCUGUUCUACAGCCAGGACACGCAUCUCAAGCUAGGCUGAACCAGACAACAGAGGAACUUUUUCUCAGGUGUGAUCAUAUAAACCAGAAGUGAAAUGUUGGUAUUUUCAAGGAAAACAUUCGCUCUGAAUGGAACUUUUAUUUCUACGCCACAAUUUUAGCCUUGAGCAACUCCACCUUAGCUUUCCGAAGAUAAAGCAACAUUUACUGUAAAUGUGCUUUUCGAUUUUUUAUUUUUGUUGUUGUUGUUGUUAAAUGAGACUGAAUCAGACAGUUCUUUUUAGUGGACAGAAAGUGUAAAAGGCAGACAUUACUCACCUUGGCAGCUCCCCAACUGCAGGUCUGUGUUGCUCUAAUGGCGGCUGUAACAAGCAGUGCUGCUCCAGUAGACCUCCACUGGCCUUUAUCGCUUGACUGAUGAGUCUCCCACUCCACACUUCAUCCGAUUGGUCCCUCCAUGUCAUGCAGUGUGUGCACGUGUGUAUGUGUGUGUAUUUCACAGAGAUUGCAGAACUGUUGGAAUACCUGCUGAUGCGUGCUCGCAGCCAAUUUCGAUAUUUGCCGUUGGCAGCGCCAAGCCGGGCCGCGCAAUGAGCAGCUACUAAUGGUUUCUCCAAAGGCCAUCAGUCUGUGUGUUCGGACUGCAACCUAUGAACUUUAUUGACAAUGACUGAAGUAGUUUAGCGCACAACACAGAUAACAUUGAUUUUGAAUCCAUCAGAAAAUAAGGCCGGUGAUUUCUGAACACACAUUUGAGAUUUAGCUUUUCAACAAGCUAUAUUUUCCAAGGUUAUAAAAAAUAAAAGGUGGUUUAAAAAUUUACUCCGGAGUAAAUGCUAGUUUGCGAGGCAGCACCGAUAUAAAAUGUGAACGCUACAGGGGAAGACUCGUUACGCAUGAGAAGAGUUGAUUAAAUACGCGUAUUGAAUGCGUUGCUUCCGUGCGCUGUUUUACUUCGGUCAUCUUUCCUUUCUCUUCUCUCAUCCUUUUACGGUGUCUGAUAGACCACAGCGUUGAUUUGUCUGGAGAAGUAUAAACCAUGCUUUUUUGAUAUGUCACAAACAAGGCAAGGAAAAAGGAAGUACACGUUACGCAUGCGCAUGUUUUAUCUUAUUGCACGACCGCAAAAACUGCCGUGUGAACGCAAGUGGGGCUGCACCGGGGUUAACACGCUUGCUUCUCUUUAAUAAGCAGCUUUUUACAUGUGAACGCUCCACAAAAUUUACACCGGCGUAAGAUAUAUUGCAACAAAAUACGUCAGUGCAGCACCGAUGCAAAUGUGUGCCGUGUGAACACCCUUUUGUCGCCUUUUAAAUCAGCAGUCAGCUUGCUUCUGUUGUGCUACAUUAACAUUACUUUCCUGGCGGCCACGAGAGACCCUGAAUUGGCCCGGAAUGAAAAGUGUUGUACAAUUAGAGGCAUUUUUGUCUCCACAUACAAAGUCUUGUAAAGUCUUGCUAAAUUUUUCUGACGAUCAAACGCGAUAUCCUUGAUGGUGUGGUUCUGAGUCCCAGAGGCUCGAAUGCGCACGACGGGUACAGCAUGUAAAUAACACAACCAGCACUGAGUGUAUGUUUCGCAUCAUAUACACAAAUAUAAGAAUUAGUUAUUUCUUUUUUUUUUUUUUUUUGGUCCUUUAUACAUUCUGUGGGCGGCCCGGUAGUCCAGUGGUUAGCACGUCGACUUCACAUACCGGCUUCAAUUCCAGCUGCGGCCUCCCUGUGUGGAGUUUGCAUGUUCUCCCCGGGCCUGCGUGGGUUUUCUCCGAGUGCUCCGGUUUCCUCCCACAUUCCAAAAACAUGCGUGGCAGGCUGAUUGAACACUCUAAAUUGUCCCCAGGUGUGAGUGUGAGCGUGGAUGGUUGUUCGUCUCUGUGUGCCCUGUGAUUGGCUGGCAACCGAUUCAGGGUGUCCCCCGCCUACUGCCCGAAGACAGCUGGGAUAGGCUCCAGCACCCCCUGCGACCCUAGUGAGGAUCAAGCGGUUCGGAAGAUGAAUGAAUGAAUAUACAUUCUGUCUUUCACAGUUGAAGUGUACCUUGACAGACAAAUGACAGGCCUCACUUAUCCCUUUACAUGGGACAAUUUGCGCAAUGGUUGCAUUUCCAAAUACUUUUUUUGCCCAGCUGUAUAUUCUGUGAAAAAAAAAAAUCAACAUUUCAUACAGGUUGACAUGCUAAUAUAGGCUAACCUGUGAAAAGGCCAGCAUCAACACAUCUCUCAUUUCGAGAUGUGUGUGCUAAUGUGCAGCCAGCAGUCUGUCUAUUUAUGCAUGCUACUCUAUACUCGACCGCUUUGCAAAUCUGGACUUUGCGUGAAUGUUUUGGUAUUACAUGUUUGAUGGAUGUGAAACUCGCAGUAGCACAUUAUGCAUGAGCCAUGAAAGCAGCCUGGCCUGGGCUUGACUCGUCAAAUGUUUAUAUUUAUAGAAAUGUCCAUGCAGUUGAUAGAUUUUUCAGAUGUCCGGCUAAUACUGCAGCUCUCAGCGUUGUUUGUGACCUUUUGUUGUUUAUUUGCUCUCGGUGUGUUUAUUGCACACGGGGUCCUCGUGUACAUGCAUUUUUCAAAUCCUUGUAUCUCCUUUUGCAUCUGGUUACUGAACGUGUCUAAUUUCCAUUACAGCGAGGCUGCAUUGCAGCUUCUUUGUCCUUUUUUCAAAAAGGCAUUCAUCACCAGAUCGGCUGCAUUGUUGAUCCCCUCAGCACGGUCAACAAUCGCCGCCUCGUAUGGAGUGAAAUGUGCGAAUAUGACUUUGAUUACUUUUAUUGUCUUUCUUCUACAAAUAUUUUGAAUUGACUUGCGAUCCGAAUAGAACAACCAAACUGUCAGGAGACUAAGUGCAUUCUGAUGCCUAUUCAUGUCGAAUUUGCAAAACGAAAGCAUGCCAAUUUACAGUCCAAUUUUUUCAACUUCACUGUCUCCUUCAGACAGUGUGUUUGUGAAAUAUUGAUGGUGUUUGUAUUUUAUUUCAACCAUAAAGUAUUUAUAUCGCA
Molecule: messenger RNA, 4229 nt
Organism: Hippocampus zosterae (dwarf seahorse)
Lineage: Eukaryota; Metazoa; Chordata; Actinopteri; Syngnathiformes; Syngnathidae
Product: solute carrier family 66 member 2
Exons: 7
Coding region: 542-1279 (245 amino acids)
Biological process (GO): phospholipid translocation; retrograde transport, endosome to Golgi
Cellular component (GO): endosome; trans-Golgi network
Source: RefSeq, a predicted model, not a curated record